AUGAGCCAACCAACAGCAACUGACAAUGAGAAAGUAUUUGAUCACAAUAAACAUAAACGUGAAUAUCGACUGCAACGGGAUGAAUUGCGACAACUCUAUGCUCACCAAUUUAGCUUGAUUGAACAGCAAUAUCCAAACGCGUCGUCAUCGAAACUGUUGAAUCUUUUACGACGACAUGAUGGAGAUGUUGAUAAGGUUUGUGCAAUUUUGAAACAACGUUCAUCUCGUCAAACAAAAUUUGAUCAGAUUGAACAAAAAUAUGGUCAAGAAUUAACGAAAUUCUUGGAACAAGAGUCAUCACAUCAUUUGGCAUCAAAAAUGCCGAGACGACAACGUUUAUUACGUAUAAUGGAACGAUCUAAUGGUGAUCUUGAACAUCUUCAAAAGUGCUUGAAUAGAAUAAAUAGUCGGCAUCAAAAUAAAGCGCAGGCAAAGGAAAUAUAUGUCGAACAAAUGACUGAAUUAGAGCAAGAUGGUCUGGAUGUUAAGAGUUGGUGUAUUUAUCGUUUACUACAGAAGUAUGAUGGCGAUUUAACAAAGACAGAUUUUGGAAAAUUGGAAUUGGAGUAUGAUCAACAACUGAAACAACUAGAAUUAGAUGGUGUUCGUAUCAAGAACAAACGUGCUGUAGUACAUCUUCUUCAAAAAUCAAAUGGUCAAUUAGAUACAGUUAAAGAAUUUUUGUUACAAAAACAACAACGAAAAGAAAAAAAGAAAUGUGAUUAUUCAUCGCCAAGAGAAGAUGAUGAAAAAGACCACAGAAAACAAAAGAAAGCUCGUAUGGCCAAUAUGAGUAGCGAUGAUUUGGAGCAUUUGAAGCAAUUGCGCGCAGUCGGCGUACAUGGUAAUCCAAUAAAAAUAUUAAAAAUAUUGCAUGAAGAAUGUAAUGAUUCAGUAGAAUUAACAAUUGAAAAAUUUCGACAGCAUAAGGAGCAACGUAAACGCGAGUGCGAAGAACGACUAAAAGUAUGUAUUUUUAAAUUUCUAUGAUAAGUUUAAAUCUAUGCUCAGAGUUUAACAUCUUGUCAUUCUUGAGGCUGUAUUCUACUAUGAUAAAAAAAUUUCAGAUUAGAUUCGUGAAAUUUUAUAAAAACCUUUUGUUCCACCUUGCACAGUGGGCAUUCAAGCGGACAUUUGGCCAAAAAGUCGAAAAUGAGCUUUUUCAAAUUUGAACCGUCAGACAUGUAGCUCUUGAAAAGGGCUAUCGAAUGGUGUAUAAUGAUCGACUGAUAAUG
This is a messenger RNA of Didymodactylos carnosus, 1235 nucleotides long. The record is from the annotation of a GenBank genome assembly. NCBI's taxonomy places the organism in Eukaryota, Metazoa, Rotifera, Eurotatoria, Philodinida, Philodinidae.